CGUCAGAAGAAUGUGGAUUUUAUUGAACUAUAUCUGACCACCAGUAACGGACAUAGAGAUGAUAUUUCUCGUUGUAGCAUUACUGUUGGUUUCACCAGCCUUACUAGAAGCAUCACCUCAAACUUAUUGGGAACAGUUGCAUCGUGAGCCCCCACUUCGAGGACAUCCCAGAAAUGUUACAAGGCAAGCUGAGGUGAAGUGGAUUACGCAAUAUGUGGAUAACUUCGAUCCACAAAACCCAUCAACGUGGAGCAUGCGAUACAUUCAAAACGGAGAACACUAUCAACCCGGAGGGCCUCUUUUCAUUUUUCUGGGAGGAGAAUGGGAAAUCAGUCCCGGAUAUGUAAUGUAUGGCCAUUUCUACGAUAUGGCAAAAGAACUAGGAGCUCACCUUUUCUACACUGAACACCGAUAUUAUGGUCAGAGCCGUCCCACUGCGAGUACACGCUCGGACCUGUUGAAAUUCCUUAACAUUGAUCAAGCCUUAGCGGAUUUGGCUCACUUCGUUGAAGAAAUGCGAAGAGCAAUUCCUGGAGCUGAGAAUUCUAAAGUGAUCAUGGCCGGUGGUUCAUACUCAGCAACGAUGGUAGCAUGGUUCAGACAGAAGUACCCUCACCUAGUGGAUGGUGGAUGGGCUUCUAGUGCGCCUUUAUUGGCUAAGCUCGACUUUGUUGAAUAUAAAGAAGUUGUAUCAGAAUCUAUUCGUCUGGUUGGCGGUGAUGCAUGCGCUGAUAGAAUUGAACGUGCAUAUGAACAAAUAGAAGACCAUUUGGCGAGAGAAGAAUUCGACAAAGUGCGUGAAGAAUUUAAAGUUUGUAAUAACAUAAACUUUGCCAAUAGUUUGGAUUCUGCAAUGUUUCUAAGUUCCAUUUCGGAUUAUUUCGCCGGAGUUGUGCAGUAUCAUUCCCCGGGAGAUAUUGAAGGUGUUUGUGAAAUCAUCAUGGAUGAUUCUAUAGAAAACGAUAUGGAAGCAUUGGCUAACUGGUUUAUCAGAGGCGUCAACCAGUGCAUGGACAUGACCUACGAUAGCACAAUUCGCUACUACAGGUCAAUAGAUUGGAAUCACGGUGCCAAUCGAGGAGCAAUGCGACCAUGGCUUUACCAAACCUGCGCUGAAUAUGGAUGGUAUCAAACGUCCGGCUCAGAGAAUCAAAUUUUUGGCUCCGGCUUCCCUGUCGAUCUCUACGUGAGAAUGUGCUACGAUUUGUAUGAUUACAUAUUCUACCCAGCUAGAUUGGAUGCAAACAUUAAACGAACCAACACCAUCUAUGGUCAUAUGAACCCGGAAGUUACGAAUGUAUUUUUCACACAGGGACAGCUUGAUCCAUGGCGCCCAAUGGGAUUGCAAGAAGACUUGAAUGACCAAUCUCCGACUGUCGUUAUUCCUAUGGCUUCGCACGUUGCAGAUAUGGGAUCAAUAAGUGAUAGAGAUUCGCCUGAGAUGCUUGCAGCAAAGGAACGAGUAUUUGAACUCAUUAAACAAUGGAUAUCAUAGUUGCAAACUAUCACUCUUCUUGGGCACCAUCAUUGGGGAUAAGAAUUCUCAACAACUGGUCAAAAUGCUGUAAUUUAUGUAUCAUACGUGAGCCCAUCAGUUUUACUUUACAAGGAAAAAAAAAUCAAAUAAACGAAUAUUUUUGUAAUUUAAAAAAAA
Molecule: messenger RNA, 1654 nt
Organism: Aedes aegypti (yellow fever mosquito)
Lineage: Eukaryota; Metazoa; Arthropoda; Insecta; Diptera; Culicidae
Product: putative serine protease F56F10.1
Exons: 7
Coding region: 59-1495 (478 amino acids)
Biological process (GO): proteolysis
Molecular function (GO): serine-type exopeptidase activity; dipeptidyl-peptidase activity
Source: RefSeq, a predicted model, not a curated record